UCAGCAGUAGAUUUCAGAAGGGAUUGGAGGAAAACAAGAGGGGGAGAGAAUGUGACAACUGCCGACUCUGGCUGCUGCCUUGGGGAGGCCUCCCGCACCUGUCUCUGCCUGUCUCUUGGCCAGCACUGUUGUUGAAUCAGACAAGCAGAGAAACAUUCUUAUUUGCCAGAGCAGAACGGCGUGCAGCAGCAAGAACAUGACUUCUUCAUUCAAGCUGGAUUUUCUUCCUGAUAUGAUGGUCGAUAGCCGUUUGCUAGUUUCUGACAGAAUAAACGUGGAUCCUAGGGACCCUAUCAUUCUCCAAUGUACAGGGGCAAGUAACGGAACAACCAGCAAGAUGAAUGGAGCUUUGGAUCACUCAGACCAGCCAGACCCAGAUUCCAUUAAGAUGUUUGUUGGUCAAAUCCCACGUUCAUGGUCAGAAAAAGAACUUAAAGAUCUUUUUGAGCCUUACGGAGCUGUCUAUCAGAUCAAUGUCCUCCGAGACAGGAGUCAAAAUCCUCCCCAAAGUAAAGGUUGUUGUUUCGUAACAUUUUAUACAAGAAAAGCUGCACUGGAAGCACAGAACGCAUUGCACAAUAUUAAAACUUUACCUGGGAUGCAUCAUCCUAUUCAGAUGAAACCUGCAGACAGUGAAAAGUCCAACGCCGUGGAAGACAGAAAAUUGUUCAUAGGAAUGGUUUCGAAGAAGUGUAACGAGAAUGAUAUCAGGGCGAUGUUUUCUCCAUUUGGCCAGAUAGAAGAAUGCCGAAUCCUACGGGGACCUGAUGGACUAAGUCGAGUGCCCAGCAGCAAUAUGGAAUCUAGCAGAGGCUGUGCGUUUGUUACAUUUUCUACAAGGGCAAUGGCACAGAAUGCAAUCAAAGCCAUGCACCAGUCUCAGACCAUGGAGGGCUGCUCUUCACCUAUAGUGGUGAAAUUUGCCGAUACCCAAAAAGAUAAGGAGCAGAGACGCCUGCAACAGCAAUUAGCACAGCAAAUGCAACAGCUUAAUACUGCCACCUGGGGGAACCUCACUGGCCUUGGCGGACUGACACCACAAUAUUUGGCACUCCUGCAGCAAGCCGCCUCCUCCAGUAACCUGGGCGCAUUUAGCGGCAUUCAGCAAAUGGCUGGCAUGAAUGCUUUGCAAUUACAGAAUUUGGCUACUUUAGCAGCUGCAGCAGCCGCAGCCCAAACCUCAGCUACCACCACCAAUGCAAAUCCUCUCUCUACAACGACUAGUGCACUGGGAGCGCUAACAAGCCCGGUGGCCGGAUCAACAGCUAACACCUCUGCUGGAGCAGCUAUGAAUUCCUUGACCUCUCUGGGCACUCUACAGGGAUUGGCGGGCGCCACCGUGGGAUUGAAUAAUAUUAAUGCACUUGCAGGUACCGUAAACAUUGCUCAAAUGCUCUCAGGUAUGGCUGCUCUGAACGGAGGACUUGGUGCGACCGGCUUGACGAACGGGACUGCUGGCACAAUGGAUGCUCUCACGCAGGCCUACUCAGGAAUACAGCAGUAUGCAGCUGCAGCACUGCCAACACUGUACAGUCAGAGUCUGCUACAACAACAGAGCGCUGCAGGCAGCCAGAAAGAAGGCCUCCUUUUUUCUUCCUCUCAAGGUCCGGAAGGAGCAAAUCUCUUUAUUUAUCACCUCCCUCAAGAGUUUGGUGACCAGGACAUUCUUCAGAUGUUCAUGCCUUUUGGAAAUGUUAUUUCUGCUAAAGUCUUCAUUGACAAACAGACCAAUCUGAGCAAGUGCUUUGGCUUUGUUAGCUACGACAAUCCAGUUUCUGCGCAAGCUGCAAUUCAGGCGAUGAACGGCUUUCAGAUCGGCAUGAAACGCUUGAAAGUUCAACUGAAACGCUCCAAAAACGACAGUAAACCAUACUGAUCUUAGCCCUAGAAGUUUCCUGCUCUUAAUUUAGCUUUUUUAGGAACAUCUCCAUGCCUGUUAGUUCACCGUUUGCCUAGCAUGUCCCUGUGGCGUCUAUAAAAAAAAAAGUUUCAUCGUCCCGUCAUUGUUUCUGAUGUCUUUCUGACCUCACAUCAUAUUCGGUCCUCCAACUGAUUUAGUUUGACCUCUGAAAUUUGCAUGUGAUCUCAUCUAGCUAUGAAUUCUGGAGAAAAAAAAACAUAGUCAAUGUGAAAUUCAUGCAAGACUGAAAUUUAAUAUCGAGCAGAUUAUAGAGCAAAAAAAAAAAGAUAAAAAAAAAACCUGUGGCAAAAAAAGUUUAUUUUUUCUUUUGAAUUUUUGUUUCAUAACGUAAACAGACUUGAAAGUAUUAUACAGGGAUUAGCAUUCUGUCUGGUCACUGUUACCUAAAGCAAUAUGUGUCCAGAAACUCAGAAUGUUAGUUUCUAAAUGAAGCAGAUAACUUCCAAAACAGUUUGAGAAAACUGUCUGAUUUUAAGUAUCUAGAGCUCUGUAAUAGUUUUUACAUUUUUCAGGCAGUGUAAAGUUUUUUGAUAAGGCCAUUUUAGGUGGCUCACUUUCUCAUUAAAUUAUAUAUAUAGAAACCACUUUUUUGUAGAUUAGUAUAAAAAAUAUUUACCCUGUUUUGGGGCAAAUGCUACCUAGUUCUGUCACCUUUUGCUGAACUGACUCACAGUUAGACAAUCCAUGGUUUAAUGCACAUGAAAUUACCUAUAUUUUAUACUGUUUAAAUGUACAGAAAAGAAGGUAAAUGUAUACUGUGUCACGUUGGUGCUUCUGUGAAUUUAGUUGUGGCUUCAUUAAGUCUUAAAAGUCUUCAAUGUUCUAUGUUUAAGAAAUUUGAAAAAAAAAUUGGUUUACUUGAACUAAAAAUAGUUUUCAGAAAAACAAAAACGUCUGUUUGCUACAAUUUCAUGUGAAAAACAAUUCCAUGAAAAACAAAAAAAAAAGUUUUGUGUUGGCUUGUAAAGCAUUUGAUGUUAUAAUUUUUUAUUGUGGGGAAACUUAGAUGUGUUUGUGUUCAGCAAAAUGUGACCUGUUUUUUUUCUUCUAAAGAAAAAAAAUUCAGUGAAAAUACAGUGCCAAAUUCCAAAGGUACUUCUUGCCUAAAGCUUCAGUGUAUUUCGUGUAUGAAGUAAUUUGAUAACAUGGGUAUUUUAUUAUGUGUUUUGUAUAAAUCCCUUCUAUUUAAAAAAGAGAGGUUACAAAAGUUUGUUAACUUGCUAUCCUGUGGUCUUGUUGCCUGAAAUUGUUCUCGUUUGUUUUUUCUCUUUGAUGUUUUUGGUAAAACAUUGUAUACAGUAAGUACCCAUGUUCCACUUUUUUAACCACUCUGCACAUCAAUGCUGUGAAAGCAAACCUCACAAUUGUACUUACUUCAUGGUCUGUGGAUAUCUCACAGUGAGGGAGUGUUGAACAGCUGUUCUUUUAAGCAUGUUGUCCUUUUGAAUCAGGGUACCUAAAGCACAUACAUUAUACACAUGUUAGAGAAAGCACACACACGCAGUAUCUUAAGGCUAGUUCCCUUAUGUUCUGCUAAACUAAAAGUAUGGGCUACACAGUGAUCAUAAAUACACAAAUAUGAACAUGUGUUCAUUAGUCUACAUUUUUUCCCAACAGCAGCAAAAUAUAUACAAUGUAUGCUAAAGGACGAAAAAGUUGACUUAAAAUUCCCAUAGAUGAUCUAGUUCAUUUGGUCAAUGUGAAAUCCUUCCAUAUUUGGAUUUGCACCUUUUGCAAUGAAAAUCAUGAGUGGCAUUUAAUCUUAAACUGGAGGAAUUCUGAAUAUCUGUAAUAUCAAUAUGUAAUUUGUUUAAUAUAUAUUUAUAUACAUAUUAUAUCCUAUUUGUCCCUAGAUUUAUGUUAAGCCUCCUGCGUCCGUCCUUAAUUAUUUGAUGACUAUUUUAUAAAACAUAUGAACAAAAGCUAUGGAAAAUGUUGAAAAUAUUUUUGUUCUUAAGACUUUACAUGAAAUUGACUAAACUUUCUAUAUUUGUAAGAUCUUAUAAUGGAUAAGUUUAAUAUAUGUAAUAUAGUUAUAUAGUUAAUAUAGAUUUCUGAUGGUAUAGGGUUGAUUUCUUUAUAUAUGUCACGUCACAUUGUGUGUUGCAUUGAAUAAAACAUUUAUAUAGUAUAAUUUGCAAUAUAUUUGAUCAGAGUAUAAAAAAAAUCAAGAUUUAAAAUUUCUGUUUACAAAUGUAAAGCAGUUAAAACACAAUAAUGAAACCCCUCCUCAUUUUAAUCACUUAAUAUUUUCAGUGGGACAUACACAAUCAUUUUGAAAGUUUUCGUCUGCAUUUUGAUUGGUUGGAGCACAAGUUGUGCACUAAAUGGACACUGCUUAAAGGACUAGUGUGUUCAACUUUUUUCACUGUGGGAUUCUAGUUUUUUGGCUUGUACAACUCUGAAGUCAUUUUAAUUGUUCUGUUUUUAUUAUCUCAAGUGCUAAAUAAGAAAAAAAAAACGUAGUUUCAUGACAGUUUUUUAACUACAUCAUACAAAAGAAAUGUAUUUGUGUUUAUUUUUUGUGCUGUGAGAAUUGUUGUUUGUAGAUUAAAUAAUAACUCAUUUUGUUUAAAUUUACAAAUAGUUUUUUUUUUUAGUAUUGUCUGAGAAAAGCCAAAGUUCAUGCAAUUUUAGUGGAAACUGUAAGAUCAUUUAAGUAUUGUUUCUGUUCUAUUGAUGCUUUUUGGUUCUGUUGUGUGAUGGAAUUUGAGCCAAAAAAAAUACCAGGCUUUCCUAUUUCUACAAACUGAUUGUACUUAUGAAUUUUGUACCAGUGCAACAUUUUAUACUGGAGAUUAAAAAACAAACAAACGGAAAAGUUGUGGCUUACUCUUGAAGGCCCCUGUUAUGACUGAUUUUGAGUUUGAUUUCUGACUGGUAUAAAGAAUAUUGGUUUUACUUUGAACAAUUAAAAAAAAAAAACUUUGGCUUGCUUUUUUAUUUUUUUCCUUUGCUUAUAUCUUGCCUUUAGAAUUAUGUCAAAACAAAAGCGGUAAGUUUCACUUUUUAUUAUGUAUUGUGCAGUUACACAAUAAGGUAAUUAGAUUUAGACGUACACAGUCACUUUAACUGGAUAAAUGUAUUAGUUAAAAACAUAAAAAAAUAGGAGUUUGAGUUUUUUGCUGUUUAGAUCAAAUUUUUUCCUAAUCUUCUGUCUUCAUUGUGAACAUAACUGUGUAGUUAAAACAGUCAAACUUAUUUUUGUAACGUAUGUUAUUGUGUGAUGCAGUUUUUUGCUUCUGUCUCCAAUAUUAAACCAUUUUCCUAA
This is a messenger RNA of Pelobates fuscus (common spadefoot toad), 5192 nucleotides long. It is a transcript of the gene CELF2, whose product is annotated as CUGBP Elav-like family member 2. Gene Ontology annotation, molecular function: mRNA 3'-UTR binding. NCBI's taxonomy places the organism in Eukaryota, Metazoa, Chordata, Amphibia, Anura, Pelobatidae. The record is from RefSeq and is a predicted model, not a curated record. Gene Ontology annotation, biological process: mRNA splice site recognition; regulation of alternative mRNA splicing, via spliceosome. Bases 197 to 1876 code for a protein of 559 amino acids. The transcript has 16 exons. Gene Ontology annotation, cellular component: cytoplasm; ribonucleoprotein complex; nucleus.